Molecule: messenger RNA, 1514 nt
Organism: Glycine soja
Lineage: Eukaryota; Viridiplantae; Streptophyta; Magnoliopsida; Fabales; Fabaceae
Exons: 2
Coding region: 220-864 (214 amino acids)
Source: RefSeq, a predicted model, not a curated record
ACUUCAAGUUGUUCUGAAGCCCUUUGGGAAAGACAAGGUCUCCCCAAGGGAGACAGCCAUUUGGUUAGCCAAGAGUCUCAAAGGAAUGAUGUCUGAGGAAAGUGGGGGACACUCUUCAUGAUGAGCUUCACCUUCAUUCACAACAGCACCGAGCCAAAACUGCACCUUCCAAAAUUUCAUCAUUGAUUAGACAAACCCUUCUACCAAAAUCCAAAUCAAAUGACUCCAACUAACAACACCCCGACAACAAGGUGCUGUGGCAACUCCUUUUUCCGCAGACUAACAUUGGUGUUGGUCUCCAUCUUUGUUAUCAUCAUGGCCAUCAUCAGCAUAGCAUGGCUUGCCAUGCAUCCGCAUGACCCUGGUUUUCGGUUGACAUCACUUUCCGUGACCAACUUCGCCCUCUCAGAUUCGCAGGUACGAGGAAAGUACGAGGUUGGACUAACCAUAACAAACCCAAACAAGAUCAAAGCACAAGUGGUGCUUCACCGUGCCCACACGUUACGGCUUUAUGGCGAGGAGUGGCACUCCAUGGCUGCGGUGCAACAGCAACAACAAACCGUGUUCAUGGAGAAGUUUACCAACAAGAGUGUGAAGGUUGACAUGGAAGUGAGGGAUUCACGCCAGAAGGUGGUUCCUGAUGUUUUGUUUAAGAACUGGACCAAAGGGGUGGUUAACUUCAACAUGGUGGUCUUGGGUGUUAAGGUUAGAUUCCAAUCUGGAAUUUGGCCAAGUAUGGAUAAGUUAUUUGAUGUUCAGUGUAUGAAUCUGGAUGUGGAGUUCCUCUCUCCAACAAAAGACACUGGCAAGCUUUUGGGUAUAGGGAAGAACUGCCACACAGUGAAUGCUAGAGGGACGGCAUGAUCCAGAAAGUAGUGCAAUGCGAAGAGUUUAAUUUAUAUACCCUGUUGUAACUGUAAGACAUUUUUACAUAGAACAUUCAAUAAGAUUUAAUUAUGUUAUCACGCCAUUUUCUUAAUAUGACGUGAUGAUAAAAUAAUUUUUUAUUGGAUGUCGAUGUAAAAAAUAUAUUUUACACUAAAUUAAACUCUUCUUUAAAGUAUUUAUUCUUUUGGUUCAUAGUAAAAUAGUAUAUUAGAUAUAUAGAUCAAUUGUAGUGGUGGUGGGUGUAGCUAGUUUGAAUAUGAUACGCAAAAAGUUAGUAAAAGAUCUGGUGACUAUGGACUACCAUGUUUAAGAUCGAAGUUUGAAUAGGAUGAAAUGACAAGAAGAAGAAGAAAAGGCAAUCUAAUGCCUAGAUACUUGUUAUAAGAGAAAGGAUAUUGCAUGUACAUUAUCAUGUUAACUUUAAGGUGUUACAAGUUGGAAAAAAAGAAGAGUGUGGGGCCACAAAUGAAGAAACGGCAGAAGUGGACGAUCCUCAUUUUAUUUUCUUUACUUUGUUUUAUUGAACUUAAACAUCAUGUAUGUAUGUUGCUAUAUGGUUGUUGAAAUUGUAUAGCUAGCUGCAAAAUGUAAUGUAGUUAACUUGAGAGAGAGGAUUGCUAUUUGUA